This is a messenger RNA of Gryllus bimaculatus (two-spotted cricket), 4958 nucleotides long. Lineage: Eukaryota; Metazoa; Arthropoda; Insecta; Orthoptera; Gryllidae. The record is from the annotation of a GenBank genome assembly.
CGGCAGCAGCAGCGAGCCGGAGCAGCCGGCGCAAGCAGCCCAUCGAAGCAGCAGCGCUCUGCCCUCUCGCCCACGCCGCUCCGCCCUCGUCCGCCCGCGCCCCCGCCCUCGCCGCCCCGGCCGCCCCGCGUCCUGGCGGCCGCCCCUGCCCCCAGCCAAGCGCCCCGCCACUGCCCGUCCAUGGCCCGGCUAGAGAUUCCAAGCAUCGUCGUGCACAACGGGUCCAGCACGCCGGGUAGCCCGGCCAUGGACGCGGCGUCUCACCGCGGAUCGGGACUCGAAAAACAAGCAGAAGGAGAUGAACCUCCAGGAGGGACAGAAGACAUCAAUCACAAGUGUAAUACAGAGUCUGAAGAAAAACCACCAACUUCCACCAGACUGAGGUCUCAGUCAAAAGUGAAACUUCUGGUACGUUCUCAUGCUGUUCGAGAAGAAGCAUCUCCACCACCUGAUCCGGGACCUGUAUUACUUGAUGCUCAACAGCCACUUCCUCAGAUACUUCAUAUUCCCCAGCCUUCUUCUCCUCAACAACAAUCACAACAGCAGCAGUCAACAUCUGCAGCUACUGGAGAUUCAUUGCGCCCAAAUACUGGCAAUCGCCCACAUAAACUUCGUCAUCAGGGUUCCAGUCAGGGAAGUGGAGAUUCAUCCUGUCCAUCCCCUGGUGCGUGUUUGUCAAGAGACAGUAGUACAGAACAAGCACCAUACACCGACAGCUCUGGAGUAGAUCUACAAGCUUUUCUUGCGGAUACACUCAAUCGCAGUCCCAAGGACCGUCUGCAGCUGUUACGAGUGGAGCAGGAGCUGGUUAGCCUUGCCCGUGACAACAAGCGUUCACAUCACAAGUUUCCACCGAUGAGCUCCUACCAAAGAAUGCUUGUUCAUCGAGCUGCUGCGUAUUUUGGAAUGGAACACAAUGUUGACCCUACUGGUUCAGCAGUAAUUGUGAACCGCACCCGUGCCACUCGCCUUCCUGACACCCGAUUUCGGGAUCUGUUGCCUGCCAGUGGGGCCAGUGCUGGCCCCCAAGGCAAUGUGGCAGGAGGUAGCACCCCUGGAGCCUGCGGGUCAGGCACACGGUGCUGCCCUCAGCCUGAAACAGAUGCUCAAGUGCCAGCAAGUGGUGCCACAUCGACAGUAAACAGUGGCAGUACUUUUGGAGCAGAAGAACCGCGGCGGUCUAUUUUGAAGAGAGAUUCUGCUUCAUUUGAAGAUACCUUUAAGUCCCCUGAGCGGCAGCUUGGUUGCGAGCCCCCACGGCGCUCGAAGAGCUUUGAAGAGCGGGAAGAAGAGUACGAAAGGGCACGCCAACGAAUCUUCCAUCACCACCACCACUAUAAUCAUCCACCUAACAAUCACCAACACCGGUCAUCUAGUGGAGGUGCAACAGUCAGUCCUCCCUCCACCACUACCACAACCACCACCAGCGGCAGCGGGCCUGCUGCUUCUGAAGGCACAAACUCUGAAGACUGUGAUGGCAUUAGUGGCUCAGGUGAGCCUGGUGCAGAUUCAGUGACUGUGGACGAUGAAGGGGAGGAAGAUGAUGGUAGUGAGUGGCCACAUCGUGGUGCUCCAUGGGACUCUCCAGAAGGCUCCUCGUCUACUACCACUGACAACUUGUUGAGACCGUCCUCUGCCCUGCGCACCAGCGGGGGCCAGCCACAGAGGCUGCUUAAGGUGGAGUCAUUUGAGGGCCGUGAUACGCUCAAAGCCAAUAGCCUGCGUCUGCAAGUGUCCAAAUCCUACAGCUUCGGCGGGUAUCCUGGUGCAGGGACACAAGCUGCUGCCACAGAUGCGGGAAUGGGAGCUGGGCCACGCAUGUUGCUCACCAAGCAAGAUUCAGGUAGCAGUUCUAUCUCUUCACGCUUAAGUCCAAGCACUUCAUCAGGGUACAAGUCCCAAUCACAAAGAUCAGAUGCGACCUUGUCUGCCACCCCUUCACCCACAGCCACCCCUACUGGUGGUGUUGGCUCUCUUCCCGAUCCUCAGCCAGCACAGCAACCCCCAACAGUGAUGUGGGCUGUCACUAGUAUGGCUGCUGUACCACCUGGAUCUGUGCUUAUCAACCCACAGACUGGACAGCCGCUAAAGAAUCCUGAUGGUUCAGUAUAUCGGUGGGAUCCUACCAAUCCACCUCCUCGCAUGGACCAAUGUGAAGUGCCAGAAUCCAAGACAAUGUCUGCAACACCAGCAGACUGGUGCAAUACAGAAUUGGGCAGCUCCUUGCCUUGUUCACAAUCACUUCAACAACCACCACAGCACUUACCACAAUUAUCACAACCCUCUCUUCAACAGCAACCACCAUUGCAGCAGCAGUUAGAACAGCAACAGCAGCAGCAAACACAUCAACAUCAACAGCAACCACAUCAACAUCAACUUCAGGAGCAGCAGCAGCAGCAGCAGCAGCAACAACAUCAACAACAACAACAACAACAACAACAACAACAACAACAACAACAACAACAACAGCAACAACAACAGCAGUUUUCGAGGAAUUCACGUUCUCAACAGUCUUCAUAUCAGCCAUCGCAAUCACAGCAGCAAAGUAGCAGUUCCAGUACUAAUUCAGUGUCUGUUCCAACACCUCAGACUCAAUCACAUCCAGUGCCGUCCCAAAUUCCAGUUGUCUCUACAUCACCAAAAGUAACUACUACUGCUACAUCACCAGCACCACCUCCUACAUCUCCAUCCCCUCCUCCUCCCCUGCUACCUGCACCCUCCCAGCCUUCACAAACAACUCCUGUGACAAGUGUUGCUGUGAAUGCUGAUUCACAGUCAGUACCUGUUCUUGCUCAGCAAUCUCAAGGGCAGGCACCUCCAGUUCACCAGUACCAGGGUCAGCCUUUGGUUUCAACUCAGCAUGGGGCUGGGACUGAGCUGGUCUUCACUCCUCAGCCCCUUGUGUACCUGCCAGAUCCGCGCACUGCUGCACAACCUCCACAAUUAGCACCGGAGCCCACUGCCACUUUGCACGACAGUCCCAACGACAAGCAGCAGCGGCAGCAGCGUUGUACUAUGUUCCCGCCGUUCAGGGACCUGUUCAAGUGGCAGCAGCCUCACCACCUUCUGCUGCAGCAGCAGCCGCAGCUUGUGCUGCGGCUGCUACUGCCGCUGCGGUUGCUUCUCACCAUCAUGUCCAUCAUCCUCAUCACCGCUGCUGGUUACCAUCAACCAACAUACGGCCCCCAAGGUUCUGGUGCUCCACAGCCAGAUGGCAGGCAAGGGGGCCCAGCUCCUCCCCCAGCAGCUGUCUCCGCUGCUCAUGGCCUUGUUGCUCAUGCAGGAGGCUACAUGGCUGCUGGAUAUCAUCCGGUUGCAGCUGCCCCUGCCUAUAGUCCAGCUGCUGCUAAUGGUGGCGCUGCAGACUGUGGAGUUCCUGCAGCUGUGUAUCAGACUUCCCAGUUACAGCCGUUGUAUUAUCCCCAUCCUGCCACUGGAGGUCCAGCUCCUGCUCCAGCUCCAACGCCACCACACACCCCUACGCAAACACAGGCGCUGUGCCAUCCAGCUGCAGGUUAUGUAUAUCUGAAUGGAGGAUAUGCAGGCCCGCAGCCUCCACCUCAACCACCACCUUCAGCACUGUUCAAUGGUGGUGCAACUGGUCACAUGGCACAGUCAACCCCGCCUGCUCCACCACCACCACAUCCACACCCUCUACUCCCAUCACUGCAUGUGUUUCCACGACCAAGUGUUCAGAUGCUCGGUGGUGUCCGUUCCAGUCCUCCACCACGACCUCGAGGUCCUCAUAAUGCUGGAAUGGACCAGUCUGUGCCGUCUCAAACUCACAAAAGUCAUAGUGGAAUAUAUCACCAUAGGCAGGGUGUGGGAAAGGAUUCUAGAAUGGCAGAAGAGAAGGCAGCUCAACAUCAACAUCAGCAACAGCAGCACCAACAACAACAUCAGCACCAACAUCAACACCAGCAUCAACAUCAACAACACCAGCCACAGCACCAGCACCAGCAUCAGCACCAGCAUCAGCACCAGCAAUCACAACAACAACAGCAACAGCAACAGCAGCCGCCACUGGGAUAUCCCACAUUGCCGUUGCUUGGCCUUCGAUUGUUACCUGCUGGUGAUAUGCGUCUGGUUGGUGCUCCUCUCUCUACUGGUCCUGGAGGUCCCACUGGCCUCAGGGUGCCUUUCUCUCCCGUAGGGCCUCCAGCUGGUCUGCGUAUGCCUUCUGCGUCAAGUAUGAAUGAUCCUUCAGGAGGCACUGGUCGCCCUCCUCGAGCUCGGAAACCUAGGAAGACGUAAAUUCAUCACCAGCAACGUUCCAUUCUGACUGUCCAUAGUAAAGAACUACAAGCAAAUACACAGGAGAAUGAACUGAUUCUACAAGCAGUGCAGAUUCUUUGGUCAUGUAUGAUCUGUAGCCUUUGAUCUGUAGUGGAUAACUGCAUAAACUCAAUCCUAAGAAUAGAAUGGAGUUUCUUCUCUUUUUUUUCUUCUUUUUUUUCUUUCUUUUUUUCUUUUUGAAUUUUUUAAUGUGAUCUGUUGGCUGUUGUAACAAAGUGUUACCUAUUGCCUCAUUGGAAUGGAGUAGUGAUGCAAAACCGUUUGGAGUGUGUCAUUGUGUGAAUGUGUGUAUAAUAAUGCCAAGGCGUGUAGUCGCCUAAAUCCCUCCCACCUUGCUGCUGUCAGUUAUUCUGUGAGAACAUUAUGUUAAGAGUGGCACUAGAAAAUGAAGGGGAGCAAAGAUUUGCUCUCCUUGGAGGCUGCCAUGUUUGUCAGACAUAGGACAACAUUGUUUUUGUUUUUCUAUGCUCACUAUGGUGUCCUAUCUUACUCUCAUCUUUAUGGUAGUACAAGUAUGUCGUACAUGAAGACAAAUCCUGUUUUUUUUUCUUUGUUGUUGUUUUUUUUUCAUAAUAUUAAUGAACAAAAUAAUUUUAAAAACUGCACUUCAGAACUUGUUAUAACUAUUUUGAAAAUUGAAUUAAAUUAUCAUUCAAAAUAAA